Molecule: messenger RNA, 546 nt
Organism: Leguminivora glycinivorella
Lineage: Eukaryota; Metazoa; Arthropoda; Insecta; Lepidoptera; Tortricidae
Exons: 3
Coding region: 38-385 (115 amino acids)
Source: RefSeq, a predicted model, not a curated record
GGCGCCGACUCUGCACCACUCCGCCGCCGCCGCCGCCAUGUCGCCCGCCCGCCUGCUGCUCGCGCUCGCCGCGCUCCUCGCCGCCGCCCGCGCUCAGCAGAACUGCAAAUCUGUGCUCUUCGGCAUAACAACUUCGAUUCCAAUAAUCUCCGAAGCAGUUCAGUUUCCUGCUGGAGGUGGGCGAGUCACUAUUGAUGAUUGGUGUCUACAACAACUAAAAGGAGUAGCCAGGGGCAACUACGUGACGGCGUGCAACAGCGAUCAGAACGGCCUGGCGCCCGACGUGUACCUGGUGUACGCCAACACGAUCUCGCCCGUGGACGUCAAGUGCCCCGACGGGUGCCCGCGAGGCGGCUACGUGUCCGUCGUGCAAUACUGCGGAUAAGAACUAACUUGUUUUUGAAUCAUUAUGAUAUGACCUAGAAACUCUCGUAAUUCAUCUUACGCGUGAAUGUGAGUGACAGAGCAUUUUGUGCACCAAUCGGUAAAGAGGCCGUAUCAUAUUGAUAUCAAAACCUGAAUCCGAUCAAUACAGUGUGAAAAUAU